AUGGCUACAAACAAAAUAACUCUUGUGGAAGAACUUGAUGCAUCAAAAGACUUUGUGAAUAUGAAGGUUAAGAUAAUCCGUCGCUGGAUCAAUCAAAUUAAAAGGCUUGAGAUGGUGUUGGUUGAUGAAAAGGGUGCAAAGAUUCAAUGUACUGUCAAAAAGGACUUGGUUCCUAUCUUUGAUGAACAGAUCAAAGAGGAUACUGCUGCUGUGCCGUUUACAUACAGUGGCUAUGGUUUCUCAUUCUUGCCUUUCGAUCAGAUUACUUUAACGAAAGCUAGAGAUAAAGACACCCUGAACAUUGAUGUCAUCGGUUGUGUAAGUUGGUGUGGAAAUCUGGAAGUGUUCAAGUCUGGAAGUCAAACAAGUAGGAGGUUCAACAUUGAGUUGAAAGAUUUGGAUGGUAGGACACAACGUUGUACUUUGUGGAAUGAUUAUGCAGUUAAGUUUAAUGACUUUCUUGAGAAGAACAAAUCUGAAGAGCAUGUGAUUGCCAUCAUGCAACAUGCUAUCAUUAAUGAAUGGAAGGAAAACUUGUCAGUUCAAACUGAUAAAUUUGGUACAAGAAUUUUCAUAAAUGAAGAUAUACAAGAAGCUAAUGACUUUAGGAGGAGGUUGAUACUUAAACAAGGAGUAAGUGAAGCUUCACAUACAACUUUAGCUUCACAAACUGUUUAUCCCAAUCGCUUAGAGUUUAUUCUAAACACCGAUAAGAAACAGCUGGAUGAAGUCAGAGAAUCUGAAGAGACUGGAGACCUUGUUGUGGUCGCCACAAUAGCUAUGCUUGAGCAGGAGUUUGGAUGGUUUUUUGUGGGUUGCCGCAAAGAUGGUAAGAAAGUGCUAAGCAAAAUGGAGUACAUGGAAAUUGCAGAUGAAGAUGAAAUCACUGAUCAACUCAUUAAUGCUCCAGUUGACAGUCUAUGGUGUCGAAAAGAAAAGGCAAUCGCCACAGAAGUUGUACCCAAGUUCAGAGUUACCAUGAGAGUCCAAGACAACACCGACAGUGCAUCGUUUGUUAUGUGGGAUAGAGAUGUCCAAAAGUUGCUUGGUUUAAGUGCAAAUGAUAUCCGUCAAAGGCAAUUGAAAAACAAUGAUGAUCAGGCUUACCCUCAUGAACUUGAAGGCCUCCUAAAUGUAAAAGUGGCAUUUAAGAUAAAAAUUGACAAAUACAAUAUCAAACACAAGGGCAGUGCAUAUACUGUUAACAAGAUGUGUGAUGAUCCUGAUAUCAUUGCUGAGUUGGAAGAAUCGGAAAACAACAAUGAGGUUGAGGAACAGCCAUCAAUGCCGGAGGUAGCAACUGUUAAACUUGAUGAGGAAUCACAAGGUGCUCCGGAUUCAAAGGAUGCAUUCUCGGUUACUGGUGAUUCUUUGGCCACCGAGAUUGAGAAAGAUAGUGAGACCAGUUCGUGCAGAAAAGAGGUAAUGAGACUCCCGGUGUGGAAUCAACAAACAAGGUUGGGAAAAAGAUUCGCAAAGUAUUAUGAUCUACUAGGAAUCAAGAUCGAAGAACCUUAUGCAUGCAGGUAA
Messenger RNA from Erigeron canadensis, 1530 nucleotides. Its product is annotated as replication protein A 70 kDa DNA-binding subunit C-like. The record is from RefSeq and is a predicted model, not a curated record. Gene Ontology annotation, biological process: DNA replication; DNA recombination; DNA repair. Gene Ontology annotation, molecular function: DNA binding. The transcript is spliced from 11 exons. Lineage: Eukaryota; Viridiplantae; Streptophyta; Magnoliopsida; Asterales; Asteraceae. The coding region runs from base 1 to 1530 and encodes 509 amino acids. Gene Ontology annotation, cellular component: nucleus.